Messenger RNA from Brenthis ino (lesser marbled fritillary), 933 nucleotides. Lineage: Eukaryota; Metazoa; Arthropoda; Insecta; Lepidoptera; Nymphalidae. The record is from the annotation of a GenBank genome assembly.
AUGCGGACUUUGUAUAUCGCUGUUUUGUUCUUUGGGUCCACUUUAGGGGGUAAAGCGCCUUGCAUCGAACUCAACGAUGGCAACAAAAUGCCAGUUGUUGCUCUUGGAACUGGACGAGGCACUGCUAGUGAGUCAGCUCCGAUAGAUGAAGUGCGUCUAGCAGUGUAUUGGGCUAUAGAAGCUGGUUACAGGCAUAUCGACACUGCGGCUAUUUACUUCGACGAGCCUCAGGUUGGACAAGGCAUUGCUGACGCGAUCGCCAACAACUUGGUUACCAGGGAGGAGUUGUUUGUUACUACUAAGUUAUGGAACGAUAAGCAUCGCAAAGAACAAGUUGUUCCCGCCCUUCAAGAGUCAUUAGAAAAGCUCGGAUUGGACUAUGUCGAUCUUUAUCUCAUUCACUUCCCUAAAGCUGAAAAAGCCGAUGGUAGUCCAGAUGAUGUUGAUUACUUGGAGACUUGGCAAGGAAUGGAGGAAGCUAAGGAGCUGGGCUUGGCGCGGUCUAUCGGAGUGUCAAACUUCAAUGCCUCGCAAAUCGACAGAUUGGUCUCGAACUGUAAAAUUUGGCCCGCUGUCAAUGAAGUUGAGGUCAAUCCAACUCUAACGCAAGAAGAAUUAGUCGGCCAUUGUCAAGAGUUAGCUAUAGCUGUAAUGGCGUACAGUCCAUUCGGUUUUUUGGUGGCCAGAAAUGUUCCUAAUGCACCCCCACCUCGUGUAGACGAUCCUAUACUUGUAGAAAUGGCGAACAAGUAUGGAAAGACUACCAGUCAAAUUGUUUUGAGAUAUUUAAUCGAACGUGGUUUAACACCAAUCCCAAAAUCAACCAACAGGAACAGAAUAGCUCAAAACAUCGACUUGUUUGACUUUAACUUGACUGAUGAUGAAGUGUACGAAAUCAGCAAAUUCAACAAAAACAUCCGUGUUAUUAAAUUC